This is a messenger RNA of Moneuplotes crassus, 3232 nucleotides long. Lineage: Eukaryota; Ciliophora; Spirotrichea; Euplotida; Euplotidae. The record is from the annotation of a GenBank genome assembly.
AAUGAACUCUGAUUUGGACUCAGAUCUUCCUGUUCGUUAUAAAAGAAAAGGCAAAGACAAUAUCUACCACUGCUUGUUUGUGAGCUGCCUGAUUGGAGGUAUAAUCGCUCUGUUAACCGCUAUCCUUGUACCAAUAGCUGUGAAUGCAGGACUUGAUAAGAAGAUUGAUGCAAAGAUCUUAUUAAAGGAAAGCGAGAUUGAGUACUGGGGACAUACUCCUGGGAACUAUAACAUCGAUUCCACUGAGAAGUAUAAAGUAUUCGGGUAUCCUAGUAAAAAUGUGGAAGACCUCCUAGCUGUGCAGACAGCUGGAGAACACUCUUUUAAAGUUGAAAAGAAAUAUGAGAAUAUUAGCUAUAGCGUUAUUGAAGAUACUAUUACUUUUGAGCAAAAUAAAACUUUAAAAGAAACAAAGAAGGAAGUAAAUGAAGAAGCAGGCUACCUUAUUAAUCUUGGAGCUCUAUCUACUAAUUACUUGUUAUCUGAUAAGGAAAACUUUAAGGAGAUCUACUCCUUGCUGAAAACCUCAGCUGAGCAAAUGAUCGAACAUCUUGUUCCUUAUGUCUUCUCGAUGAACGCUUUCUAUACAGCCAUGAAUGAUAAAGAUAUUGUAAUGAAAAGUGUCCUUCCUGGCAUUAAGAAUUCAGGCUCUAUCUUUGUCGAUGAUGAAAUGGGAUUUGGAUCAAUUAAGAGUCUUUCAAAGUGGAUUAAAGCUAUAGAAGGAGGAUCUACUUCAGAAGUUUACCAAACCCUACAAAAUCACUUUAAACUAAAAGACUCGCACAUGGAUCAGAUAGUCGGACCUAAAUCAUUCUUAAAAGCACUAUAUUCAGCUACUCAGGUCAGCUAUGCUCUUCAGUAUAACUGCAGAAAGUUCUGUGACAACACGACUAUGUUCGCUAUUCAGUGGUCAAGCCAGAAUGUGACCAAUCUUCCGGAUACCUUUAUCUCACCAAAGGUUAAGGCUGUUGAGUCUCUAUAUGAUCUAGAUAAAACAUUAUUUGGAGCAAGGCCAGAAUUCUCUUAUGCUUCAAACUUAAGCCACAUUACAUCAGAGGCGUUAAACUUGACUCAGGCUUUGAGGCUUGCUUCAAUUGCUUCAUUUGAGGACUCAGCUUCGAUCUUUAAUCCAACCAAUCUAUAUUUGUUCUUCAGUUCUUAUCUGACCAAAAGUUAUGAUAAUAUUAUGAUCAAGUUUAAGCUUGUCUCUGAGAAGCAAUGUGAUGCAAUCUAUGACUAUCUGAUUAAUUAUGUCAUUCCUAAACUUGGAAAUUAUGAGGAAAAGAAAGGCACUAAACAGCACAAAGCCUUUGCCAAUCUUGUUACUCAUACAAUAAAGAAAUCUGAGGAGCUUCUGGGAGAAUUCCUCUAUUAUGAACUCUUUGCAAGGUACAUUGGAGCUGCACUCAUCAAGGAUAAGAAGAAAUGUACAGAUUUUGUCUCUGUGGGUACUGAUAAAGCAAAAGCUGAACAAGCUUGUGAAAAAGUUCCUUUUGAUAGCUACUUAGGAACAACACUUUGGGCGAAAGCCUUCAUGCAUGGACCAAAUCAUCCUCUUUAUCAACAUCUAGCUGAUACAACUGGUCUAACCACAGAUGAACUGAGUAAAGUGUUUAGCACGAAAUCUUCAAAAGAUUAUGGAAAUUAUGCGAAUAAAAUCAUUACUGAUAUCUCUAAGCAACUCAAAUGCUCUAAUAGCCCAUGCAGCAAGGAAGAGCUAGGCCAUAGACAAUUUUUGAGUACUGGCAUUACCUCAAGGAUCAUUAAAUACUCAGGAGUUGUUGACUUCCUUCAAGAAGUUAGCACCGUAAAAGAUUGGAACUAUAGCAGAGAAGUAGCAAUGGAAUAUUCCUACUUUGCUAAGAAUAAGUGUGACCAGAAGGAACCUUUAAGCGAAGAAGUGUAUAAUAUCCUUACUAGUGGAGAUCAUAGCCUUGGAGAUUAUAAGAAUGCAAUAAAUUUUGUAGUUGAUGUUGAUCAAGGAGUCAAUCUUGUGAAUUACACUAAUAUUUAUAAGACUGAUCCUGAGAAGUUACUCUGUGUGCUUAGAUACAUGACACAGGAUUCUCUACUUGGAGGAGUAGUAAUGAGAAAAGACUCUACUGACUUUAUUAAUGGCUAUGAUGAUGAUACUCUGUCUAUUCUGAGAGAAGGAGAGUUCAGCAAAGGAAGCGACCCAUCUGUUCAGACUCAUGUUUCUAUCAAUGAUGUGUACUAUAAUAAAUCUUUGAUAGAGGAUGUGACUUUGGAAUUAUUUACUGGAAACAGACACCCUGAUAAAGUAAAGACAGCUAGAUCAAUCAACGGUGGAGUAUAUAUAAAUAACGUCAUUCCUUACUUUAACGGAACUAACAUAACCUAUGGAAAUCUGAACCCAUAUCAAGAGAAUUUUAGAUUGGAAGGAACUGAUGGGCUCCAGUUUGGUAAAAAUCUUGGAAAGGAUAGCAAGCCAAAGUACUUUGACAGCAAGAAAAUUCAGGAUAUUCAAUACAAAUAUGCUGGGAAAGAAUCAUUUGGUGAUAUCAACACUCUUAAAUAUGAUUUAGAUCAUGAUGCUAUACAGAAAAAUUAUGGGCAAAAUGCAGCUAAACUCUUCAAUUAUGAUGGUAUUUUCAAUAUCUCACAAACGUUCAAACUUCCUCUUGGAUCAUCAGCCGGCUACUUUAAAGGAGUCAAACAAAGCGAUUACGGAAGUGCCACAAUUGAUGGAAAAUCUCCUUCAACAAUGCAGGGAGAAGUUCAAAAUUUCUUCUCUAUUGAGCCAGUCUCAGGCUUUACGAUCGAUUCAAAGAGAAAUGAAAUGAUAAUGCUUGAUGUCCAUGAAAAAUAUUUGGCUUUCCCUGAACUGGACAAGGUAUUUGGAUUUAUUCCUUUGAUGAAUGUUGAAACAGAAGUGAAGAUUAAAGAGCAAAUCUUUUUAGACAAAUAUGGCUUUGUGAAUGCUUAUAAUAACGGUGUAUUCUACUUUAGAGUUAUUGGGUACCCACUGGCUGGGCUCCUCCUGAUUGCUGCUGGAAUCUUCUUCUUCCUCUACACUCGUUACUCUGAAAAAGGAGUUAACUAUAGUGUGCUUAGUGACAAUAGCUUUAAGAAUGAGGAAGAAAGACUUAUCGAUCACACUGAGAAAAAUCCUGAAGUCAAGUACAGAUAUGAAGAGACUAAGGAAGUUCAAGAUUCCACCAGACUAGAUUUAUUGGAUGAGGAUAGCAGCCCCUAAGGCUUUUAUAGCUUC